CCUGACAGGAGGUUGUAGUGAGCUGGGAUCAGUUUCUUCUACCGUGCCUGCGCUGAGAGGAUCGGAGGAAAUGGCCUUAACCUGAAAGAGGGAGAUUCCGAUGGAGCAACUUUUUCACUGUCAGGAUGCUCAGGCCUUGGACAGGGGCAUCAAUGUGUUCAAGACAUAUAUUUGAAAGGUGGGGAGACAGUGGAAGAGGCGCAGCUUUUUGAAGACACAAACUUUAUCAUAUCUAGAAAGUAAUAAAGGAAACUGCAUCCCCACUUCAUCAAAAUGCAGCGGAAUCUGUUACAUUCUGCAUCUCAGCUGGCGCACGGGACGUGUUGGUUCUUCCCUCGCACCGCUGUCUUUCAGUGCUUAAAAGGACAGUCUGUGUUGUCUGAUGUGGGAUGCAAAGUGAUCCUGGCACUGGACCCUCCUAAACGAUGUCUUCAUGCAGGUGCAGCUCACUUUGCCUCAAAGAAAACUGAUUUUUCGUCACAGCCAGCAGAUGCUUCUCACAAAGUACCAGAAGAGAGAAAUUCUUUGUCUUUGGCCACGGAUGCGCCCAAGCAGAGCCCUGCAGAGUCAGAUUCUUCAGAACCUGAUCCAUUACAAGAUAAAUCAAUCAGUCUUGUUCAGAGAUUCAAGAAAACUUUUAAGCAGUAUGGGAAAGUCAUGAUCCCGGUGCACCUUCUGACUUCCACUGUAUGGUUUGGAUCCUUUUACUAUGCAGCCAUGAAUGGGGUGAAUGUUGUUCCAUUCCUAGAGUUGAUUGGCUUACCAGACAGCGUAGUAGGCAUCCUGAAAAAUUCCCAGAGUGGAAAUGCACUAACUGCAUAUGCAUUGUAUAAAAUUGCAACUCCUGCCAGAUACACUGUGACUCUGGGAGGAACAUCUGUCACUGUUAAAUAUCUACGUAAGCACGGCUACAUGUCCACACCACCACCAGUAAAGGAAUACCUACAAGACAGGAUGGAGGAAACUAAGGAUAAAAUUACGGAGAAGAUGGAGGAAACAAAGGAUAAAAUUACAGAGAAGAUGGAGGAAACAAAGGAUAAAAUUACGGAGAAGAUGGAGGAAACAAAGGAUAAAAUUACAGGGAAGAUACAAGAAACCAAAGAUAAAGUUUCUUUUAAAAAAAUAAAGGAAUAGGAGAGAUGCUUAAUUUUUGGAUGUAUCAAACUUAGCACUUUAACCCUUUGUGAGGCAGGAUAUGCAAAGUGCACUUCUGAGCUUUUUUUCUUUUCUUUUCUUUUCUUUUUUUUUCCUUUUUUUUUUUUUUUUUUUCCCUUUGGAGACUACGAUGGCUACCUGGAUUUAAACGUUAAAGUUCCUUGGGGAAGAGAUUGUGACACAGUUUCAAUUUACAGAAGGAAAAGUGAAUCUCAGAAGUUAAGGUGUCCCUUGGUAAUAAUGUUAACAAUUACUCUUCCCUUUUUUUUUUUUUUUUUUUUUUUUUUUUUUUUUUUUUUUUUUUUUUUUUUCCCCCCACACCCUCCUCCUCAAAAUGAAGGUGAUUUCUGCAGAAAGCCACUACUCUCUUCUUCCAUCACAGUGCACAGCCAUGGUUCCACUAGACUGAGCCUUCCAUUAAAUGAGAGUGAAGAUUUCUCUGUUGGGAAGAGCAGCAUGUUUAGGGUUUUACAGUAUGUGGACCUAAGCCUCUUCAGUCGUGAUCGUCUCUCAGUUUGGAGCAGACCAUUGUCACUGAUACUGCACAUGAAGGAACUGAUGGAUCAGCUACUCAGCAGGAAUUAAUUACAGUGGUUUCCUUGGCUUCAGCCAGGCUGCAGUGGUUUACAGGUUGAAACUAUGAAUCUUUCUUGAACAGUGCAUCUCUUCAGAAAUCCCAACUGAAAGCUAGAGGAAGAUGAGUUAAUCACAGUAGCCACACUGUCAAGUAUACUUUGUUUCCUGAAGUUGAUUUACAGUACAAAGACAUUAAAUGAAAUUAAUCAGUUGUAUAUUAAAUACUAGGAUUUGUUCAUUGUGUUAAAGUUUACAAACCUGCUCUAUUUCAUUCUUGAAACAAACAAAAAAAAAUUGAAAGAGAAGUUUAUUUGAGAAAUUGCUAUACUAAGGGGUUUUUUAAACACAGGGAAAGUUAGAGUUAAACCCCAAAGUUCCUCCUCCUCCCUCAGACCUCAGUCAAACAAUUUGACUAAAAUAAGCGUGAUUUCUGAGACAAUGAUCACAGUCUACGAAACCUUUUUUCCCCUAGAUUGAGUCAAGCAAACACUUAUUUGUACCUGAAGGCUGAAAUCCUGUCUCAGAUGUCAUAAUGAAACUGUUCUAUUUGGCUGGGCAGGCAAACUUCUCUCAGUUUUUAUUCAAAUGUAGGCUAAAUUCAAGUGUGUUUUCCCUAUUUCUACUACAGAUGUCACUUUGUAGCAACUCAGCAUGUUUAAGUUGUUUAACAAAGGUGCUUUUUUGCAGGGGGAUAUGGGGAAGCAACAGAGUUGGACCCUGAGCAUUGCAAUUGACUGGAGUGAAAAAAUAUAGUUGAUGAAGUAUCAGCUCUGCCCCACUGUCCUGUUUUCAUUCACGUCACUGAGGGCUUCUCCAUGUUUGAGUUGAACUUCAUUAACUUAAUUGUGCAGGAUUGAUUACAUCUCUGCCUCUGCCCACAUGUAAAAUAGUAACUGCAAUCUAAUGCCUACCUCACAGGGAUGUUGUGAGGAAUAAUCAUUGUAUAUUCAGUGACCUGAAGAUGUCAAGUGCCAUGUUUCUGAUAAAUAUUAUUUAAAAAAUAUUUCUGCGAACUCUCAUACUGCUAAGUACUACUGGAGGACUAGAAUUAAUAGAUGCUAUUUUGUUUUUC
This is a messenger RNA of Hirundo rustica (Barn swallow), 2803 nucleotides long. It is a transcript of the gene MIMS1, whose product is annotated as family with sequence similarity 210 member A. Gene Ontology annotation, cellular component: mitochondrion. The coding region runs from base 274 to 1134 and encodes 286 amino acids. The transcript is spliced from 5 exons. The record is from RefSeq and is a predicted model, not a curated record. NCBI's taxonomy places the organism in Eukaryota, Metazoa, Chordata, Aves, Passeriformes, Hirundinidae.